AUGACUCAUUUAGAGGAACAGCACCAGUCAAGAAUUGAUAUGAUGUCAAAGGCAAUAAAAUCAAUAGCAUUCAAGAAACAACAAACAACAAAAGCAUUCCAAAAGGGUGAUGAAGUUGAAGUAGCAAGUCAAGAACAUGGCUUCAUAGGUUCUUAUUACACAGCAACUAUUGUUUCUUCCAUUGGCGCUUAUCAUUACAAAGUCAAGUACAAAACUUUAUUGACCAAUGAUCAAUCCGCGCCACUAGAGGAAAUUGUUUCUGUCUCAGAGGUCCGCCCUGUGCCACCUGAUCAACAUGAAAUAAUGUUAAAAAAUAACCUCCGUCUGUAUGAUAUGAUUGAUGUGUUUGACAAUGAUGGCUGGUGGUUCGGGCUUAUCACGGGGAAAAUUGGAUCAAAGUACUCUGUGUAUUUUCCUACAACUGGGGAUCAAAUUGCAUAUCCUCCUGAUGUGUUGAGAUUUCAUCAAGAAUGGUCUAACGGCAAGUGGAUAUUUCUUCCGAGGCAAGGAAAGAUGUUUGGCUUGUACUGA
This is a messenger RNA of Lycium barbarum (goji berry), 531 nucleotides long. RefSeq names its product protein AGENET DOMAIN (AGD)-CONTAINING P1-like. The record is from RefSeq and is a predicted model, not a curated record. The coding region runs from base 1 to 531 and encodes 176 amino acids. Lineage: Eukaryota; Viridiplantae; Streptophyta; Magnoliopsida; Solanales; Solanaceae. The transcript has a single exon.